Messenger RNA from Sinocyclocheilus rhinocerous, 1918 nucleotides. RefSeq lists its product as uncharacterized. Bases 121 to 1113 code for a protein of 330 amino acids. The record is from RefSeq and is a predicted model, not a curated record. NCBI's taxonomy places the organism in Eukaryota, Metazoa, Chordata, Actinopteri, Cypriniformes, Cyprinidae. The transcript is spliced from 5 exons.
UUAGAAUAGAAUCCUCCCAGUUUGAUAGCUUAUACUUUCGUUUUGCCGUGUUAUAGAAACAGAACGGGCUUCUAUUUCCACAGAAAUCUGCAUUAGUUUCUCAGAAGACAGAUCGUGGAAAUGACUAACUUCUUCAUUGUGGUCCCUGUGUGCGUUUUUUCACUUGGUGUUUUUGUGGAUGAUGUAAGCGGAGUGUCAGUGUUUGUGAUGGAGGGAGAUUCAGUCACUCUACACACUGAUGUUAAAACAAACCAACAUGAAAAGAUUAAAUGGUUUUUUAAUAACAUUCGCAUUGCUCAAAUCACUGGAGAUCUCCGAAAGACCUGCACAGAUGUUCAGUGUAAUGAAGAUACUGAGAGAUUCAGAGGCAGACUGAAGCUGGAUCAUCAGACUGGAUCUCUGACCAUCACGAACAUCACAAUCACAGACUCCGGAGAUUAUAAACUACAGAUCAUCAGCCACAGCAGCAAAAGUGAAAAGACCUUCAGUGUUGUCGUUCAUGGUGUUCCUGCUGCCGAACGAGAUGAAAUGCAGAGAAAGCCAUUGAAGGAGGGAGAAUCUGUCACUUUAGAUCCUGGUGACAUAAAAAACACAGAUGAUGUGAUAACAUGGUAUUUUAAUGACAUUGUCAUUGCUGAAAUCACUGGAGAUCCCAAUGGAACCUGUACAGAUGUUCAGUGUAAUGAAGGUACUGAGAGAUUCAGAGACAGACUGGAGCUGGAUCAUCAGACUAGAUCUCUGACCAUCAGAGACAUCAGAACCACAGACUCUGGACUUUAUAAACUUAAGAUCAGCAGCAGAAGCUUUAUCAUCCACCGGCACCGCAGCAUCAGUAUCAUCAGCGAAAAUAACUUCAGUGUUACUGAUCGGAGUGUGCUUUUAUUUGUCAUCAUAGGAAUAUGUGUUCCUGUUCUGCUGGUGCUUGCAGGUUUAAUUGGUAAGACUUUCUCUCUGUGUGUGUGUGUGUGUGUUUGCUUUUGUGUUUUCUUUGUGUUUGAUAUGGUUUCACUCAGUCAUCAUUAUAAAAACACCAAUAUAAUUGACUUUUUAAGAUAUUUAAGACAAUUUAAGAUUUCAUGCCCACUGGAUCCUCUUGUAAAGAGCAAGCACUGAAAACCCCUGAAGCCUUGUGACGUUUACCUGGAUUUAGCUAACCCUGGAAUGUAGGUUCACGGGGUAAGUUGAAAUGGUUACUAAUGCACCUUGAAACUAACCUGGUUUUUGGAACCAAAAUUUGAGGUUAACAGCUUGCUCUGAGUUUGCGUUCCCUGCUUCCACCAGCUAGACCAGCACCAAACCAGUUUGAGGCAGCAGGCAUUCAUGUUGCUGUAAAAUGGUCUUUGCAUCAUUUUUUAUUUAUUUUUUAUAAAAUGUAAGCCUGGGUGAAUCAAAGUUCACAUUUGUAAUUUAUAAGGGGGUAGCAAUACUCAAUUAUUAAAUAUUCCUGUGCUUUGUACAGUCACAAAAACUUCCACACACUGUAUUUCAUUUCAGUUUAAGGGAAAAAUCUAAAUAGUGGUGGAAAAUUAAUUAAAAAGACAAACAGUCAGGACUAUAUAAGCACAUUUGUUGUACAAGAAUGAGACGAGCCAAAAUUGAAAAAGGUUGCAUGCUGUGUUUGUCAAAUAAGUGAUGUUGACACUGCAAUGAUGCAAAUAAGAAAGUUAAUGUGGGUUUAUGAAUUUCAAAACCUGAUAACCAAGUAUUAUCUCCUAACCCAGUGAGGAUUCUGUCUUCAGUGUCUUAUCUCUUAUGUCUAGAAUUACCUGGGGUUAAUAUAUUAUUUAUAUGAAAAUCCCUAACGCAUUUCUGUAUUUGUUUUAUGCAACUAUCAGGAAAAACAAAAGUCUUGUGUUUUUGUGUUUGUGUAACUGAUACAUCAGUUCUGUUAAUUUUUAUUUACCUUCUGUGAAUCUGU